AUUCCCAAACUCAAUAAACCUCUUCACUUCCCACUUUCCUUUUUCUUUCCAUUCAAAUUCAUAUUCAUUCAUAUUACUCCACAUUCAAUUUUAAAAUCCAAUUAAUAUUAAUAUAUUCAUAUACAAGUACUCAAUAUUUAUUUCUCCUCAAAACCAACUCCCUCACACCCCCCACCAUAACUUUUUUUUUUCAUAUAUUAAUAUACACUAAUUUAAUCUUUGGCAAUUGAAGAUCAGAAUUUGUUGCCAUGUCUCCGACGUUGACUUCUCAAGGUGUAGUCUUGGCCACCGCCACCGCCGUGGCCGUCUCCGCCGGCACCGCCGUCCUCUUCGAUCUCCUCCGCGAAAAGUAUUUCCCUCCCAUCUCCCAAAUCCAUCAAAAGAAACUCCUCAAAUCUUGCCUCUCUUCAGGUGGCAAUAGGAGGAAGAAGAAAAAGAAAGUGAAAUUUGCAGAGGAUGUGAAGGAACCGGAGGGGAAUGGCGAACUGUACAGAAAAGCAGGGAGGAAGAAAAUCGAAAUACAGAAGAAUCGGUGUGGAAAUGAAUUGCCGCCGAAUCAUGCUGCGCUCUACAAGGGGAUUUUGAAGGGUCGUAUGAACACAAUGGGGUAUUCCUUUUGACUAUUCAAUAAUUAAUUAAUUUAAUACUCCUACUACUAUCAAUUAUUGAUUCAGAUCAAUCACUGUUUUUUUAAUUAGUUUCGGGUUUGGAGAUGAUAAAUCAUUGUAAAUACUGAUUAGCUGUUGCUAAUAGUAAUUAGUAAGUUUGAUUUUGUGUA
This is a messenger RNA of Salvia splendens (bonfire salvia), 778 nucleotides long. RefSeq lists its product as uncharacterized. Bases 249 to 620 code for a protein of 123 amino acids. Lineage: Eukaryota; Viridiplantae; Streptophyta; Magnoliopsida; Lamiales; Lamiaceae. The record is from RefSeq and is a predicted model, not a curated record. The transcript is spliced from 2 exons.